Molecule: messenger RNA, 4989 nt
Organism: Paecilomyces variotii
Lineage: Eukaryota; Fungi; Ascomycota; Eurotiomycetes; Eurotiales; Thermoascaceae
Product: O-linked N-acetylglucosamine transferase OGT
Exons: 3
Coding region: 1-4989 (1662 amino acids)
Biological process (GO): protein O-linked glycosylation
Molecular function (GO): glycosyltransferase activity; protein binding
Source: RefSeq, a predicted model, not a curated record
AUGUUGCCCACCGUUGCUCGAAUGCCGCAGCUCCAACCACAUAAUCACCUUGACCACCGAAUCUACGAUAUCCUGAAUACUCCAUACAACCCCAACGACGCGGCCAUGAGACCCUCUCUCUCUCAACACGAUCCUCCCAAACACUCCUACCAGUUCGUCGCGCGACCACGUGUGCAGCUCCCACACCCGGUGCAGCGGUCCGACAGCCACGACGUGGUCAAUAACUCGAAUGUCUCAAGGCUAACGAACAGCGGGGAACAUGCGUUGCGAAGGAAGACGCCAAAUGGGACCCUCGCGGCGGGCUACGAUGGGACACCGGGUGAUAGGGCCGUGCAGCCACCAGCAACAAAGCAUAUCUUGGUCUCCUCUCUCGAAUCCGGCCAGCUGCUCACCGGUCUCCCCGCGGACAACUGGCAACCGAUGAGCACGGAUCAAUCGUCGUCGGCGCAGCACAUGAGCUUUCCGCCGUCAUAUAAGCACGACUCGAAUGGGCUCCGGGACGAUGGACUUCAAAGAGCAACGGGCGCGACCUGGGUUCGUUCUGUGAAUUACGUGCCGGGGGUCGACUCGAUGUUGCAUCAGACUCUGCCCGUGCAGACAUCCCAGCGAUAUUACUUACAAAAUGGGCCCUCCGUCCCGACCGUCCAUCCCGCCCCGCUCCAGACAUGCCUAGGUCCUACCGCGUCGGCGGGAUCUGGUCCCUAUGGCCCUUACUGGCCGGAUGGAGCCUACAUCCCAUACCGUCCAGCCGCUCUCCGUGAUACGCGCUUCCACCAGACAGGCCAGUUUCCCACUCAGGCAGGGCUGAGUGGCCCUCACUUUUACGACCUACACCAACCAUCAUUCAACACCACGCCUCUUCCCGGCGGUAAUCUCUCGAAUCCUGGAUUCGCCUGGAAUCAGUUUCCGGUGGGUGUCAAUCCGGAGCCUGUCUUGCAGAGCACUCACCCUGCUCGCCGUUCUCAUCAGAAAUCCUUUGAUACGUUCCAUGAUCCUCAUACCAACCUCUCUACCCACCCGACGAGCAGUAACAACACAGUACCAUGGUCUGCUACCCAGCCCGAUUUGAGCUUCAGGACGUCCGUAGCAGACGUCAAGUCUCGCACGGGGAAUGUAGAAUUCAAGGAGAAGGUCCUGACAUGGGCUCACGGGGUCUACGUGGACCUUCUUGCAACUCUCCACCAAGCUCGAAGGAACAGCGCCUCGAAAGCGGGCAUUGAUGGCUAUGCUCACCGGCUAUCAAGACCGAGCAUCUACCCUAAACCACCUCGUCAACCUGGUUUGGAUUUUUCGGCCCAGCCCAGUGCCGGGGAGUUGUCGCGCCAUAACAGCUAUCCGUCCUCGCAAUUCGAUCUACAUGGUCGCAGCCAGCAUGGGCUGGGCUCUCGGCACAUGGACGGCCUGCAUUCGGCCCAUGGAUUCGAUGACAGACAGGCUAAUCGUCCGCUCCUCAGUCAAAUGCAUCACCGAAAUUCUGAUUCUCACGGCAUCAGUGGAUACCACCCCUUUCGACGAUUGUCUGGCGCCGCUGUGUCCCCAUUCGCGACUGGUUUCCGCAAUGAAAACUCCACCGUGUCCAGCGCCGUGUCUGCUCUGGAGAUGCUCUCUCAUCUCUGCAUGGAGAGUGGCUGGGAGUGGGUGGAUGGAAUGCUCCUGGGAGGCUGCUUGGCCUACGGUUUGGGUGACUAUCAGAAAGCAAUGAGAUGGUACUCGAGGAUCAUCGCUAGGGAUGCCACACAUGUUGAAGCAAUCUCAAAUCUGGCCGCGACUCUUCUUGCCCUUGAUCGCCGCGAAGAGGCAUUGCAGCAUUGGUUCCGUGCCGUCAAAUUACGUCCCGGUUAUUUUGAAGCAGUGGAACAUCUUAUCGGUCUCCUCUGCAGCAACCAUCGGGGCAAGGAAGCUGUCAGUAUCAUCGAAUAUGUCGAAUCCUCACUCCGUGUCUCAAAGAACGGGGACUACUUCCAGACGGACGAACACUCAAGUGGAACCGAGAGCGACAAUGAAAGCCGGUCCUCCACGGCAUCUGACCUCGGGUCGUCCGAUCGAGCGGCGUUCGAUUAUGAAAACGAUCCAGAUCAGUAUUCUAACUUCAAGCACAGCUCCAGCGAUUCGAAUUCUGCGGGCUUCGGAUCAAGUGGCUAUGCGAUUCCAGGAUCCGACAACGGUCGAAUGCUGGCUCUGAUCCACGCGAAAGGAAACAUGCUUUAUGCUCUCGGGGACAAUGCAGGUGCAGCAGCAGCAUUCGAAGACGCGAUUUUGAUCGCAUCAGGUCGCAGACGCCAUGGCAUCCAGAGUCUGAUCAGGAAGAUUCUCGCGGCCUUUACGGACAGCUCUCGCAACGGAUACUCCCUGCCCGUUGAAUUAUAUGAUGCCAAGGCCCCUGUUCUGCUGUAUCCGGAGAGAGCCCUGCAGACGGCCAAACUGAUCUUCGGACCGUACGGCAACCCUCCGGGUUUCAGAUAUGUUCCUGAUGGUCUGGCAAGAAAGGCGGCUAUAUCGACCACCAGCAAUUCACUGUUGUCGCUGGCAAAGAUAUACCAAGAUGGGAUGGCUAAUCUUUCCGCCCCCGGAGCCACCAGGGCACCUUGUGGCGUCCGAGAUAUAUUGGCUCUCUACUAUCUCUCGCUGUCUCUUCAGCCUAGUCCAUCCACUGCGAAUAAUGUUGGCAUCCUACUUGCCAGCAUUCAACAGAGUGGUCCGGUCAGAGUGCCUAGACGCUCUGCCGCUGAGAGUCAACUCCCAGAGGUUCCCGGUGUGAUACCUGGAAGUGGAAUCUCGCUGGCGUUGGCGUAUUACAACUACGGCUUGAACCUGGAUUCGCGACACGCUCACUUAUACACUAACCUGGGAAGCCUCCUGAAAGACAUUGGCCAGCUCCAGGCAGCGAUCAGAAUGUAUGAGCAGGCCGUCCAGUGCGAUAACAACUUUGAUAUUGCAUUGGCGAAUUUGGCAAACGCCGUGAAGGACUCCGGAAGGGUCAAUGACGCUAUUGGAUAUUACAAGAGAGCCGUGCGAGUCAAUCCAGAUUUCGCGGAAGCUGUAUGCGGGCUUGCGAACGCACUGAAUUCGGUUUGUAACUGGGGUGGUCGCGGCGGUAUCUCAAAUGGCCAUGGAUUCCGUGAUCGAUGGCACGUGGAUGAAGAAGGGAUGCUUCGCGACGCCAAUGGAGCUGAGACUGGCUCUGGUUGGAUCCAGCGGGUGGUUCAGAUCGUUGACCGGCAGCUCAAGGACGGUGAGACAUGGGGUUGCGGCUUACUGACACCUACCAUGGUGGAUCAGCUCUGUGCGCAGCUGUCUCUAGCCAUUGGAGAAGACAGGUUCUUGUCUACCAAGAGAGGAUCCUUGGCUUCCACCCUUAAAGCGUGGGCCGGCCAGAAAUGGGAAGGCUCCCGGAUCGUCAGACUCAUCGAGCGUGCCAUCAGAGCCAUAACUUGGCAGUGGUACCAAGACAAGUAUGUGUAUGGAAAGGAAUACCCCCUGGAGAAGUAUCGGAGGCCACAGCUCCCCAUGGGACUUUCUCCACCUAAUGCUCCGACUGUUCUCCCGUUCCAUACAUUUACUUGCCCGCUCUCUGCCAAACAAGUCCGCCACAUCUCGCAACGCAACGGUUUGCGGAUCUCGUGUUCUACUCUUCGCUCUCCAUGGCUACCUCCCACAGUGUACAGACCUCCGGCUCCGCCCAACCCUUAUCUGAAAGUUGGAUAUGUCUCUUCUGACUUUAACAACCAUCCUCUUGCUCAUCUGAUGCAAUCAGUGUUCGGGUUCCACAAUCCAUCGCGGGUCAAGGCAUAUUGCUAUGCUACCACACCCAGUGACAAUUCCGUGCAUCGUCGCCAGAUUGAGCGUGAAGCCCCCGUUUUCUAUGACGCCAGCAGCUGGCCGGUAGAGCGUCUAGUCGAACAGAUUGUUAAUGACGGCAUCCAUAUCCUUGUCAAUCUGAACGGUUACACGCGAGGCGCUCGCAACGAAGUUUUUGCUGCGCGUCCAGCACCGAUCCAUAUGUCUUUCAUGGGCUUUGCGGGCACAUUAGGAGCCGAGUGGUGCGACUACAUUCUCGCAGACGAACUCUCAAUCCCCCGUGAGACUUUGAGUCCUCACAAGCGCGAUACCCGACUGGAGGAUCGUCUGGUCGAGGUUGACCAUGGCGAGGAGCUCGAGGAUUGGGUCUACGCAGAGAGAAUAGUGUACACAAAGCACACUUUCUUUUGCUGUGACCAUCGGCAGAGUGCUCCUGACUGCAAGGAUCCUCGUCUGACUUGGGACGAAGAGCAAGAGAGGCGCUGGCGGAUGCGGAAGGAGCUGUUCCCACAACUGAGUGAUGAUACUAUCAUCAUGGGUAACUUUAACCAGCUCUAUAAGAUCGAACCCACUACUUUCCGUACGUGGUUGCGCAUCCUCGCUCGUAUUCCUAACGCAGUGCUGUGGUUAUUGCGAUUCCCAGAUCUUGGUGAACGGAAUCUCAGGGAGACAGCUAUCGCUUGGGCAGGUGAAGAGACUGCCUCUCGGAUAAUCUUCACUGAUGUCGCUCCCAAGAACACGCAUAUUGCGCGUGCGAAAAUUUGCGAUCUUUUCCUCGAUACCCCAGAGUGCAACGCACAUACAACUGCUGCCGAUGUACUCUGGAGCGGAACACCCAUUCUGACUUACCCACGAUACAAGUACAAGAUGUGUUCGCGCAUGGCAUCCAGCAUUUUGUCCAGUGCCCUUCCGGACUCGGAGAUUGGGAAGCAGGCUGCUGCGGAUCUGAUAGCUUCAUCGGAUGAAGACUACGAGAAUAAAGCUAUACGUCUGGGUCUCGAUCUUCACUACCAACUAGGUAGUCAAGGAAGGGCCACAGGCAGGUUGACGGAACUUCGAAAGAUUCUGUUUAUGAACAGAUGGCAAGCCAAUCUAUUCGAUACCAGGCGUUGGGUCAAUGACUUAGAAGAUGCAUAUGAGAAAGUUUGGAAAAAGUGGGUCAAUGGCGAAGAUGGAGAUAUCUGGUUAUGA